Messenger RNA from Bufo gargarizans (Asiatic toad), 1158 nucleotides. Its product is annotated as WAP four-disulfide core domain protein 3-like. Gene Ontology annotation, cellular component: extracellular region. The transcript has 7 exons. Gene Ontology annotation, molecular function: peptidase inhibitor activity. Gene Ontology annotation, biological process: antibacterial humoral response; innate immune response. Bases 64 to 903 code for a protein of 279 amino acids. NCBI's taxonomy places the organism in Eukaryota, Metazoa, Chordata, Amphibia, Anura, Bufonidae. The record is from RefSeq and is a predicted model, not a curated record.
GAGUGACCUGUAUAAAUGUCUAACAUCUAAUGAACAUCUCAUCAAGGUCUCCAGCAGUCAGACAUGUCUCCAGUGCCCUGCCUCGUCCUACUGCUCGCCUUUAGCUAUGUGAGCACGUCCGCAUUACCUGAUGCAGAAAAUAUAUUACCAAUACCUGAGAAGCUUGGGACUUGUCCUGCGGAUGUAGACUACCCGAGGUGUGACAAUCCUGCGGUUCGCUACUUGCCAGAUUGUGAUCUAGACCAAGACUGUGAGGGGGAGAAGAAAUGCUGCUUCUCGGGAUGUAAAAAGCGCUGCCUGCUCCCUCUACAAGUUAAGAAAGAUUCCUGUCCAUACUUCAACCAUUCGAUCUGUGUGCAUGUCAGGCCUUCACCUUCAGAGUGCCACUCAGAUGAUCAGUGCCAAGGAACCGACCGCUGCUGCUGCUCAGGCUGCAACCGCCGGUGCGUCCCAACAGUGACAGUGAAGCCAGGACAAUGUCCAGCACCAAAGAAAAAGUGCUUCAAAAUUGAUUCUGCACAGUGUAAAACUGACAGCAACUGCACUGGGAAUAAGAAAUGCUGUGACCGGUGUGGCCUGAAAUGUGUGACUCCAGAACGGGAACAUGAUGGGGUAUGCCCCACCAGCAUCGAGAACUUGUCCUGCCUCACAUUUUAUAAAGCCCUGUGUAACCGAGACUCUGACUGCCCACAGAAGCAGAAAUGCUGCCUGUCCGAUAACAUCCUGCAGUGCCAGGCAGUUAAGAAUGAAAAAGCUGGAUCCUGUCCUAUUCCGAGCACUCGGUGCAAGACUCCUCUUCCCAAACCUCUGUGUACCUCUGACAGAGACUGUCCUGGAGACAAGAAGUGCUGCACCCCUUUAUGUACCCAAGAGUGCACAGACCCCCUUAAAAGUUGUCUGUGAAUCUUAAGAGGCAUCUGAAGGGUAAUCUGAAGCUCUUCCACUGAUCCACCAUGAGCCAUUCACUAUACUGGGGUCAUCUAUUGUAGCAGAAAGGUCCUUUGGACUCUUUAGUCACGAAGUAUUGCGCAAGACUUCUAUCUUAUAGCUACUCCCUCUACUAGUGCCAGAAUAUAUACACCCUAGACCUCUUGAAAUGAAAUAUCCCAAAUGUUUACAUGACUUCAAGUCUUUUGACCACUGGAAAACCUCAACUCC